GAAACAUUGUCUGAUUUACAAAUAAAAGAUUGGUUAUGUUUGGAGAAAAUUUUCAUUAUCAUAAAAAAUAAAAUUUCAUUUCAGUAACAAUACCUUGUUCCUUUCUGCAACUUGCUGUUCAAGAUUGGCAAUUUUUUCUCUUAAACUUUCCUCAACCUCAACGGCUGCCUGUUUGGUCUCGGCUUCAGUUUGCAAAGCUGACAUAUCACUUAAUAAUUGGGCAUAGUCUUCUUUGGCUUUCUUCAAUUCCUAAAAACACAUUUAUAUGUAUUUUUAGGUACAGCAGCAUAAUAAAACAUUUGAUAAAAGUUUUUUUGAAACGAUUAACAAAUACACUGAGUAUUUAAUUUAAAAUGUUUGAAGUCAAUAAAUACUAUAAUAUGCAGUUUGCAAGAAGAUGCAUUCUGGUCAAAUUGAAUUUACAAUUGAAAAGUUAGGGUCAAGGAAGUGGUAAGCUGCAAUUUUGAAGAAAAUGAGUUAUUUGUGCCAAAUGCUACUUUUUACUUCUAUAGACUUGUAUAUGGUGUCUGUGUAUAUACAAACUUAUAGAAGGAUUACGUAACAAAUAAUGUUAUUGCUCCAAAGAGAUUUAUACCAUUUUCGAUGAAGAUUAUAAGCCACUAAAAAAAUUCACAUAACUUGGCUUUUUUAAUUCUAACUCAAAGCCCUUGAAUUGAUCUAGUAUCUGAAAAUUGUAUUAAGUACACCUAACAGAAAAAAUCUAAAAAAAAGUGUAGACUUAAAAAAAUGCAAACUAAUACAAACACGAAAUCCAUUUACAGAUAAAAGUAAACAUUUUAAAAGGAGCUUUAUUUUACAAAUAUAUUAAAAAACAAACAAAUAAUAAUGAAUGAUAGAUAAUAUAAAGAACUGGAUAGUACAAUUAAUAGCCACUAUCUAAAUUGCAAGAUAAAAAGAUAACAAUAUGUACAUUUUUGAAUUGAGCAAUCAAAUCACUGAAGUAGAAAGAUAUUUUUAAUAAGAUUUAAUAUAAGAUUAUUCUGUAUUGAAAAGAAAGAAAGGAAUCAUCAAAUCAAUUUCUUAUCCAUGAAUGGUUUCAGGUGAAUAGACGUUUACAGUCAUUGAACACAUGUUUGAACAAAAACAGUUCUGUUUAGGAAGUAAUCAGAGGGGGUAUGUGGCCAGAUCCUCAUUUAUUUAGUUUUCCACACAAAUAAACUCAAAAUCCAAUCGGUUGUAUCUAUUGCAAAAAAAUUCAUAGCUUUGGAACAAAUUUCACAGUGGAAACGGCAAGGACAGUCUGAGGACUUAUUUCACCUACCGGCCUCACUACUGUUGACGGAGUAGAAUUUGAGACAGUAAGAAUGAAACUUACAUGAAUAUGGUAAGUUAUAAGUUCUUUGAAAUAUGAAAUCGCAACAAUUCCAGCUGGAAAAAUCAGAUAUUUAAAUUUUUUUCAAAAGAAAAAGUGAUGCAAAAGCACAAUAACAAAGUUAAUUUGAAAAUUAUUAUUUUUGAAACUCUACAAUGCCAUAGUAAGAAUUGAAGGUGGCAAAGAUUUGGAUAAUUUCCUAAUGAGUAAACAUGUGAACUAAAAGAAACAAGCCUAGAAUGGGUAACCUAAUUUACUAAUUAUCUCAAAGCUUGGCUAUAAUAAUAUAAAAGGGUUGGGAAGCUGGUUAGGGGUGGCAGUCACAAUGAAAAAAAUAAUAUAUUGGGGUGCCCCUAAUCUUGAUAAACUGAAGAUUGGGAGUUCAAAUUCUGGUGCUUGGGAAAAAAAACCAUAUAGCCAAAAAGGUAAGGAAAAGUAGAAAAAAUAAGUGAAAAAAUAUUUCCUUGUGUGCCAAAAUCCAGGAGUUAGUAAGAACUGAGGAAAAACAAGAUAACGACCAAACAAAACAUGGUGGCAAAAAAAUAACAAAAUACAGAAAAAAAGUGUUAUUUAUAAAUAAAUAAAGUUAAAGUGGCUUUUCCUCUCCUGCUGCUGAUAAUGCUUUUUUAGUUCCAGCCUACACCAAAUAAUUGUCUUCCCUUUAGCCCGUGGCACAAACCACUUUUUUAAUAAAAUUAUUAACGUCUGCUGAAAGCUUCGUGCCUGGCUUCAUCUUAUUUUAAGCUAUAAAUUUUAUAUCCAUGAAAAUUUUCAUAAAUGGGGCAUUUUCUCAUUAAAUUAAUUACUAUAAUUAGGUACAAAAUACUCAUAAAUACCCAUGUGCUUUCCACUUGAAUCACAAGAUAAUUUGAUCACAAAAUCGAUAAAAAAGGUGGCCUACAAAAAUAUUGUGCUGUUGGUCUCGUCAUUUUGACAUGUUGAAGGUGGAGGUAAUGCCAAACGGUCCAAUAUUUUUGUAAGCCACGUUUAUUCCCAAUUUUCUGAUCAAAUUAUCUAACGAUUCAAGUGGAAAGCAAGUGGGUGGUUCAUGAGUUUUUAGUACCUAAUUAAAUAAACAAAUUUUACUAAUGUCUGGAUUGAAAACGAUUCAAUUCUGAGAACUUUUUUAAUAAAUAAAAAAAACUGUAGUUUACGAUGAGUCUAUUCAUGAAGUUUAAGGUGGAUGUAAAUAAUUUGAUAAAAAGGGGUCGGUACCAUGGACUACUACAUCUACAUUCUCCUACAUUUCAAACCUUUAGUUCAGUCACAGAAAACAAGAUUCCAUGUUUCUGACCCUUCACACACAACUAAAACCUUUGAAAGUUCCUUUCUUCCAUGUUCUACUGGCUUCUGGAAGUCCUCUGCCAUCUAAAAUUCGCCUUGCCUCUUUCCUAUCCUUAUCCAAAAAUCUUUUCAUAUCCUAAAUAGACGUAUUACGACCAUAAAAUGUAAUUUUAUGAAUGGAAUUUCGAUAGAAGUGAAUAAUAAUCCUCAAUCUCAAUAUUUGUUUCAAUUUUAAGGGUCGUCAUGUUGUUUAGUUUUGAUAAAUCAAUCAAAAGAGCAUGAUCAAAUCAAACCACCAGAUGAUCUUUUUUCAAGAAAUACAGUAUGUGAGCAGGAAACAGAAGAUGAGCAUGACAAAAGUAAAAGAAAAUAGAUCAUAUUUAUAUAUAAGAUUUGAAUUAAUCUAUGUCCAUAAGUUUUAAAAUUAUAUAUAUGAAUACAUGCUAAAAUAAUUUCAUUUAUCAAUCUAUUUUGUUUCCUGACAUUAUUUCGAUAAUGCAAGUUUAUAAAAAUCCAAGGGAGAUCCAGUCUCAUAUAAUUCAGAUUAUUGAGAAUCCACUAUAUAAAUAUAAUAGUAAUUUAAAAAAAAUUACUUGUUCUUUUUCCAAAACAGCAGAUUCAAGAGAGGAAACUUUCUUAAAUAAUUCUUCAUGUUCGGAAGCCUGAUGCCUCAGUUCGGCCUUAGCUAUAUCCAUCUCUUGAGAAACCUGAGCAUUUCUUAAAAGGGCGUCUUCUUUUAAGGCUUUUUCCUUUUCGGCUUCUCUUUUCAUCUCCUCAAACCUUUUAUGAAUUUCAGUUGAUUCCUGAGACAAAGCUUCCAACUUUGACUGCAAAUGUAAGACUGAAAAAGAAAAUUUAAUCAAGGAAAUAAGGUAUUUGGCCAAUCAAUUAAAAAUACAUUAUCAAAGAAAAGUUAAUGGAAGAUUGAAACUGGCUGGAAAUGAUUCUUUUUACAUUAAACAAUUUCCUUCUAUAAUCAGUUAAGUUUUAUAAUAAGAGGGAGAAAGGACUUAAAACCUCACAAAUAAAAACUAAUAUAAUUUAAGUAAGUACAUCUUAUAUCCCUGAAUCAAAUAGACUCACAAAAAAUGAGGAUGUGAUGGCCGAGCUAGAUGGGACGGUUCAAAACAUUGUGGGAUCAAUUCCCAUCUGGGUCAAUUAAUAUUUAUUUUUUGGUGUUUCCAAUCACAAUUAUGCAAUUCAUUGAUUGAAAGUUUACAUAUGCUUAAUUUCAACAAACAUAAAAGAUAGAAUUUCCACUAAAACUUAAAUAUUAGAAUUCACUUUGAAAGAACUAAAUUAUCAUGAUUAAAUACAGAGGAAGAUUUAAAAAAAGUAAAAUUAUUAUUAGAAAUAAAACAUACCUUCUUCAGCUGAUUUUUUAUCAUUUUCUUGUAAAUCUGCAAUCUCUUUUGAUAAUUUAUCACAUUUCGUUUUGUGAUUUUUCAAUUCCUCUUUGGCUGCAUCUAAUAAUCGCACAUUAUCGUGAAGUUCUUGCUCAUAUUUCUGCUUAAUUGUAACUAAUUCAUUUUGAACCUUAAAAAAAACACUAGUUUUAAAAUUAUUUCAUUUCAUUUUAUUAUAUAAAUCCAUGUAGUGUGAAAAUUAGUAUUGUAUCACAGUUUUUAAUUAAAAUAAUGGGGGUGUAAGAAAAAUUUUUGAUAUUUUUUUUUGGAAAUAGCGGUUUUGACAUUUUCUUCCUGAAAGCAUACAAAUUCUGUCUUAAGAAAAACCAGUAUUCACAAGUUGAAAUUGGUGGAGUAAAGUCAGCAUAGGCCUCACACUGCAUUGGUGACCAAAAAAAAAUUCUCUGAAAGUAGCAAAAAUAAGAUCUCCUAAUAGAACUUUAUACUUAUUAGCCAAGGUUUGGGGCUGUAUCCUCAUUAUCAACACUUGCUGAAUAUUUCAGUUUAUUUCAUCUGAAGAAAUUUAUUUGCUUUUUUAUUUUGACAAAUGAUCUUAAGGUUUGUGAUAGAUAAUUAAAAAAAAUUAGAUCUUUUAGAAGCUCAAUAGAAAAAUAAUUUAACUGUAUACAAAGUUUAUAAUUACAAAAAAAAACAAAAAAAAAAAACAUACUAGUUUAACCAGUAUUAGUGAAGAUACCAAAAAAAACAACAAAAACAAUGUUUAUAUAAUAUUUACUAUACAGAUAUUUAUGCUAUGUAAUUAUUUAGACAUAAUAAACCAUUGUGUGAUAGUUUGCAGCAGUUUUUUAAUCUAAUAGAUUUGUCACUAUUUGUAUGGAUUCUAUGUUGUUGAACUGUCUUUGUGGCGACAAUAUUGCUCAUUUAACAAAGGAAUCAUGGCGGAGUUGUAUUGGGCUGCCACAAGCCAAAUGGCCUAAUAGCCAACGUCAGAGGCGUUUAAUAAAAAAAACAAAAACAUUUGUAUGAAGUGCUGCCAAUGGGUAGUUUCUUCACAAGUUACUAUUAUGUUUUAUAUUUUUAUUAUUAUUAUCAUGGUGCUACAACUCGGUGACGAGCCUUGGCCUCCUCCUGUCAUCUCUGUUCUGUGCGGCCAUCAUCCUGGCGUUCGGCAGCUCCUGACUUCCAGGACAUUUCUUGAAUCUCUUGCCAUACAGUCUGCCCAUCUUAGUUUUGGUCUACCUCUUCUUCUUGUGCCGUAGAGAGGUUCUGUCAGGAUUAUCUUAGGGAUUGCUUCAUUCUCCAUCCUUGCCACAUGGCCAGCCCAUCCCAAUCUUCCAAGAUUCAUCCUCAGAACGACAUCUUGAUCAUUAAAGGUUGAGCAAAUUUCGGUAUUUGUCCAUCUUCUCCAAUUUCCAUCAAUCUGUACUCCUCCAAAUAUUCUUCGAAGAAUUUAUACAUUUUAUGUAUAAUAUAUUUUUAUACCAGAUUAAUUUAUUUAGUCUCUAUCCCUAAGGGGCAUUGGCUUAUAGUCUCAAUUUCAUAUUCUGUGACAAAAAUGUCUUUCUUUUAAAUAUUCCAACAGUUUUCCUAUUUCUUUUUCCUCAUCUUGCAGAUUUUUUUCAUUUCCGCUCCCAUUUGUAGAUUUUCCAUUAGAUCAGUGUAUCUAAGGGAAAUGUAUUUGUAUUAUAUUUAUACAGUUGUAAACCGUUGUAACAGUCUGAAUAACAAGGAACUAACCAACUCUUGCCAUCUUCAGCUACCAGCAAAUAUUGGUCAGUACUGAUAUUCAUCAAACAGAAAUAUUAACAAUGGCCUCAAAGUCAAAGUAUUCUCACGUUUGGCAAAAACAGAAAAAAAGCAAUAUUAUGCAAAAUAGUCUUGGGAAAGGGUUGGGGUGGCCAAGAGGGCUAAUGCAGUUGUAAAUGAUAAAUUCUGGCCCCCUGCUCUCUCUCUCUGGCUCAGGGAAAAUUCCAUAUGGCCAAAAAGUCAAGACAGCUGAGAGAAAAAAUGUAGGCUUGGAAAAGCCAUCAUUAAAGAUCAAUUGUUAUCCAGGUGUUCCAUUAAAUAAAGACCGAUCUCAAAUUUUAAUUUCUCUCUUUGCAGUCUAAUUCAAUGUUCCCAUACAUUACAGCUACUUCUCCACUAUGGCAUUUCAAUAAUAAUGUAACCUAAACAUAAGAAUACCUUUGAGUUCAAACAAGUACUUAAAACAUUAAUUAAAUAUUAACAAUCUCAAUUUGAACCCUCAUAUUUUCUUCAAAUGGUUAAAUAUUUAUGCCAUUUUAUUUAAGUCAUGUACCAGUAGUGUAAAUAAUGCCAAAGAAUCUGAUUCAUUUGGAAUUAGAUAUUUCAACCAAAUUAUAUAAAAAGAUUGUUUUUUUCACUUUUUAUUUAUUGUAACCAUAAUUAUGUUCUAAUUAGUAUCUUAAAAAAUAAUUUUUAAAAAUGUUGCAAAAUUAAGUUGUGCAUAGAGAAUAAGGAUAAAAUUGGUUAUUUUUCUGGGCCGUACGGAAGAAACGCUUGCAUUGGAAUGCAGUCCUCCUUAGUUACAUCAUUGUCAAGGACUCAGGACAACUUCUGGACAAGAUUAUGUGGCUGACCUAUUUGCAGAGGAUGGAGGAGCGGAAUAUCCCAAAGAAUCUUCUGGACAGAUACCCUGAUAGAGGACAAAGAAGGGGGCAUCCCAGAUUAUGGUGGCUGGAGGAGGACCUGAGGACACCUGGAGUCCAAAGGUGGAAAAGAGUGGCUUUGGGCAGGGACGAAUGGCAGAGAGUUGUGGAGGAGGACAGAGUUCUGCAAGGACCGUAGUGCCAUCGAAAGAAAGAAGAAGCCAAAUCCACACUCCCUGCUAUUACGUCAACAGAAAUAAAAUGUCAGUCUGACUGAUAUGUGUAGGGGGGACAUCGUGACAGAACUCAUUCUCAUCAAUCUUAAGACUGUCAUUCUUCACUGACUAUGUAGGAUCUGCUUUAAACCUAGAUAAACAUUCACCACUAUUUUACAGAAUGAAUAAUGAUUAUUGUUUAAAAUAUUAAAAAACAUUUAGAGUAGUUUAAAAAAAAAUCUUAUUCAUAGAAAACUAAUUCAAAAAUACCUUAAAAAUGUUAAAUAUUAAUACAAAUCUACAUCAUAAAUACCUAAUAUACAAAAUAAAAAAUUUUCAAUUCUUAAAACAAAAAAAACAACUUCUAAUAUGUCACAGGCUCAAAAAGUACCUGAGAAUGCUGAGUUUUCUCUAUUUCUAACACUUCUUCGAGUCUUGUAUUAGCAUUCGUUAAAUUCAAGAGACUUUCUUCAGCGUCUCUAAGUUUCCUGGUGAGAUCUGAUAUAGUAGUUUUGUCUUUAUCCUAAAUAAAAUAUAAUGGUAAGACAUGUUAUCAAGAGAAAUAUUAAAUUCAGUAAGAAAGUAUCCCCACAUUUCAUUUAAUAAAUUAAGAACAAAUAUAAAAGCAGGCAUAAUUUGCAAAAGCAUGACAUAACAUGAUACACAACAUUAAACAAAAUAAAAAGAAAAUUAAAGGAAAUACUAAUUUCAAUAAAUUUACUUCAAAAGAUUUUAUUUCUUACAUAAUUACAAGUGGAUUAUUCAAUAAUUAAUAAUUAAAACUUUGAAAGGGUAACUGCUUCAUUUUAUGAUACACCAUAAUUAAAAAAAAAAAAAAAGAAUACAAUAUUAUCAAUGAUACCUCUUUUAAAAACUUUUACAUUAUAUCUAACACUCUAAACAGGAAAUAAAAAAUUUAAAAACCCAUAAUGUACUAAUUAAUGGUUCUUCAUUUCAUUUUCAUGCAUCUCAUGCAGACGUGCUCUGUACUGGUUCUGAAGACAUGCACAUAUAAUGUUGAUAAGAAAAAAUAUUUACAAGUUAAAAAUAAUUUGGUAAAAACUAAAACUAUUAUUAUAAAUAAAAUAAAACAUUAACUGCAUAUUUUUUCAGAGUUGACCAAUUUCAGCAUUUACACUACCAUUUGAACUAUAUUACUCAAACUAAAAGAAAACUAACAAAAAAAAAUGUUGUAUUUACUACAGCAAAUCUUGAUCUGUGAACUUACAGAAAAUAAAAAAUAACCAAAACUGUCAGAAUUAACAGGAUGUAUAUAAUGACAUUUUUAUUUUUUUUUAAUAUUGCUGCAUAAAUAACAGUUAAAAAUAAAACAAAGGGGAAAAAUCAUAGAUUAAUAAUAAAAAUGUCUAAAAAAAAAAGUAAGAAUUAUUGAAUCCAUUACACUAAUGCAUAAAAAUCUGUGGACUAUAUGUGUUGUUCAGUUAUUACUGAAAGGAAAAUUCAUACUAUGAAAAUUGUAUUUUCGAAACAUGAAAGAGCAUUAACUUACAAACAGGCACUUAGCAUUUUUCACACUCCAGGAUCAAGUGUCUCUUUUAAUCAUCUGACACAAUUAAUAACAACGCAAUUGAAAAAAUUCAGAAUUUUCUGUGUAAAUCUAUAUUCUCAAAAAAAAAAAAAAAAAAAAGUAAAUAUAUUAAAUUCCAUUUUCCUACCACUGCUACGUAAGGAAAGUAUUGAGAUUGGAUCAAACUUUUUGAUGUAUAGUUUUCAACAGAUCUCUAUGUUUUACAGCCCCUCAUGUCCAAAAAAACUCAUACUUACCUAGGCUUAUACAUAUUCAUAAGUACGUAAAUAAUGAUUUUUAUAUUUAAACAUUUUUUCCCCUCAUCUAAAAGAAAAAUACAAAUCAAUCACGGAUUUAUUGACCAGUGAAUCUCAAAAAUGAAAAUGAAAUUUGAAUGUUAGUUCCCAUUAUGUUGGUUUUGAGGGUAAGCUGAUGAGGACAGGUUUGAAUUGUAUUCCAAGAGGUUAAAAAAAAAAAAAGUCUAAAACCUUAAAAUAAGAAUAACAAAAACUAUUUAUAUCUACCUGUAAAAUUAAAGAUAGACUUACAAUAAGUGCAUUGGCUCCUUUCAGUUCAGAGGCAAGCGAAUCAACUUCUUCCGACAGUUUUGCAGAUUUUGUAGAAAUUUUAUCCCUCAUUUUAGCCUCUUCUUCAAGCUUAGCCUCAAGUUCUGCGACUCUGCUUUCUGCUCUCCUCCUCUCAGCACCUUCCUCGCCAGCCUGCCUGCUCAACCUGCCAACCUAAC
Nezara viridula (southern green stink bug) is the source of this 9081-nucleotide messenger RNA. The record is from the annotation of a GenBank genome assembly. Lineage: Eukaryota; Metazoa; Arthropoda; Insecta; Hemiptera; Pentatomidae.